This is a messenger RNA of Gracilinanus agilis (Agile Gracile Mouse Opossum), 3239 nucleotides long. It is a transcript of the gene AGBL5, whose product is annotated as AGBL carboxypeptidase 5. The record is from RefSeq and is a predicted model, not a curated record. Gene Ontology annotation, molecular function: metallocarboxypeptidase activity; zinc ion binding. The transcript has 14 exons. Bases 11 to 2680 code for a protein of 889 amino acids. NCBI's taxonomy places the organism in Eukaryota, Metazoa, Chordata, Mammalia, Didelphimorphia, Didelphidae. Gene Ontology annotation, biological process: protein deglutamylation; proteolysis.
CAGCCCCACCAUGGAGCUGCGCUGUGGGGGACUGCUGUUCAGUUCCCGAUUUGACUCAGGGAACUUGGCCCAUGUGGAGAAGGUGGAUUCUGUGGCUAGUGAAGGGGAGGGGGGCGGGAGUGGGGGAUCAGCCCCCACCACCAGCGGAGUAUCCUCUACCUCUGACUACGAAUUCAACGUGUGGACACGGCCUGAUUGUGCUGAAACAGAAUAUGAGAAUGGGAACAGGUCAUGGUUCUACUUCAGUGUCCGGGGAGGAAUUCCAGGGAAACUCAUAAAGAUCAACAUCAUGAACAUGAACAAGCAAAGUAAACUCUACUCCCAGGGCAUGGCACCCUUUGUGCGGACAUUACCCACUCGACCCCGAUGGGAACGGAUCCGUGACAGGCCCACCUUUGAGAUGACAGAGACACAGUUUGUGCUGUCCUUUGUGCACCGAUUCGUGGAGGGUCGUGGGGCCACCACCUUCUUCGCCUUCUGCUACCCCUUCUCCUACAGUGACUGCCAGGAUCUGCUGAACCAGCUAGACCAGCGCUUUCUGGAAAGCCAUCCUUCGCUUACUAGCCCCUUAGAUUCCAUCUAUUACCACCGGGAACUUCUUUGCAACUCUCUGGAUGGACUUCGUGUAGAUCUGCUUACUGUGAGUUCCUGUCAUGGGCUUCAAGAUGAACGAGAACCCCGUCUGGAGCAGCUAUUUCCUGAUACCAGCACUCCCCGGCCAUUUUGUUUCUCAGGCAAGAGGAUAUUCUUCUUGAGUAGUAGGGUGCAUCCUGGGGAGACACCAUCUAGCUUUGUCUUCAAUGGCUUUUUGGACUUUAUCCUUCGACCUGAUGAUCCUCGUGCCCAGACCCUACGUCGUCUUUUUGUCUUUAAGCUGAUUCCCAUGUUGAACCCAGAUGGUGUGGUACGAGGUCAUUAUCGGACAGACUCACGAGGAGUGAACCUGAACCGUCAGUAUCUAAAGCCAGAUGCAAUCCUGCACCCAGCUAUCUAUGGGGCUAAGGCAGUGCUGCUCUACCACCAUGUGCACUCACGUCUGAAUUCCCACACUCCCUCUGACCACCAGACAAAUCCCCAACCCUCAGCCCCAUCUGCUCCUGUUUCUGAACCUGAAAAAAACGACAAUCUCCAAAAUGAGACUCACAUUGGACUCUCAGCUGAUGAGGACAAUCCGGAGUCCUGGACCCAAGCUGAGCCAGCCGGCCAAGACCCCAAUAGCUUGUGGUUUUUGGAAUCAGAAACUAGUGAGAUGGAGCCAGCCCCUGAAACCAUUCCCCCCAAGGAGAGCGGUGUGGCCUACUAUGUAGACUUACAUGGACAUGCCUCUAAAAGGGGCUGUUUCAUGUAUGGAAAUAGCUUCAGUGAUGAGAGUGCACAGGUGGAAAAUAUGCUGUACCCAAAGCUUAUCUCCCUGAAUUCAGCACAUUUUGAUUUCCAAGGCUGCAAUUUCUCGGAGAAGAACAUGUAUGCACGGGAUCGUCGAGAUGGCCAGUCUAAAGAAGGCAGUGGACGAGUUGCCAUCUACAAAGCCUCAGGGAUCAUCCACAGCUACACACUUGAAUGCAACUACAACACUGGACGCUCGGUAAACAGCAUUCCUGCUGCCUGCCACGACAAUGGGCGUGCCAGCCCCCCUCCCCCACCUGCCUUCAGAUCCAGAUAUACUGUGGAGCUGUUUGAGCAGGUAGGGCGGGCUGUAGCCAUUGCAGCCUUGGACAUGGCAGAAUGCAAUCCCUGGCCACGAAUUGUCCUGUCAGAGCACAGCUGCCUCAACAACUUGCGAGCCUGGAUGCUGAGACAUGUUCGUAACAGCAGAGGUCUAGGUAGUGGCCUCAACAUGGGCAUCAACAAAAGGAGAGGCUCUCGAACUCCACCAAAAGGGCCUAAUGGUUUGCCUAUAUCAUGCUCUGAAAAUACCCUGAGCCGGACCCGAAGCUUCAGCACUGGCACCAGUGGUAGCAGCCAACAAAACUCUCCACAGAUCAAAACUUCACCCAGCUUUACCUUUCAUAACAGGCCCACAGGGCUACCAGGCCUGGGUCCUGGCACCCAGAAAGGCAGCCAUCGGGUGCUAGGCCCUGUUAGAGAAUCCCGAGGACAGGACAGGAGACGAAGGCAGCAACCACUGACCCAUCAGCAACCACUUACCCAUCACCCUACCACAGGCAGCUUGGACUCACCCCCAACCCCUUCUAGUGCCGGCCCAGCCCCUUCAAGAAACAUGGGCACCUGCUUACUGCCUACCUCACUUGGUAUAGCAGGGAGUAGCUGUUCACUCCUCUCUGCAGGGGAUAAACCAGAGACUGUCAUGGUUAUCGGGAAGGGGCUGCUGGGGAGUGGGUCUCGAACCCCCUGCAUCAGGGCUCGACUGCAGGCUAGGCCCGGGUUGGGCCGGGGCUCAUCGCCGCCUGGCAGAGGGAUGAGAGGCUCUUCGGGCCCCACAUUCCCCAUCCCCCGGACCAGGGACAGCACUGAGCCAGAGCCAGAAUCCUGCUCUGCUGCACCAGGGCUGUACCCGGUUGGGCCCCCAAGGCCCCACUCUGCCCCUGCCUCCUCAUUUCUGUCCUGUCCCAUCAUUUGCCCCCAGCCCCCAACUUGUUAUAGUGGGGGGGCACUGGGACAGCCUGAUAGUUGUUCUAUUAUCAAGCCCCCCCUAAUCACUCAGUCUCCCAGAGUAUGAUAUUGCCCAACUCCAUGGCAGGACAUCCUCCCAUGGUUUUCGGGCACAAGAAAUGCCCUAAUCAGUUGCUUCUCCCCCUGUAACAACCAUGGCUCCCUUAAAGAGCCAGCCUCAUUGUCCCGGGCCCACUUUGGAGCAGGACAAAGAAGCAGGGACCUCAUAGCCCCAUCCCUCCCUCCACAGCACAGGAAUUUGGGACCAUAUAUAUAUAUUUUUUAUAUUGAUGGGUUGGAAAAGAAAUCAGCCCCUACACUGAGCCCUAUUCAGUGGCAGAUUUUGCCUCUGGCUUGUUUCAUAGGAUAGGGAAGACUUUGAGGAAAUAAAAGUUGUUUGGAAAAAAAACCUCAAGAAAUGUUUGAUAUUUUGAAAGGUGGACAGGAUUGAAUGUAGUGUUAAAACUCCCUCCCACACACCAACUAGCUUCAGACUUUAUCAGGGGACCCUGGAAAAGAGGAAAGAAUGUUGCUGCCUCCCCUUUCUGGUGGGAGGUCAGAGGGACGUCUCAGAUUCUCCCUCACCCAAUUCCUCGAAAGCCUUUUUCUUCGUGGCCAACCCGGAG